Molecule: messenger RNA, 2406 nt
Organism: Cetraspora pellucida
Lineage: Eukaryota; Fungi; Glomeromycota; Glomeromycetes; Diversisporales; Gigasporaceae
Source: the annotation of a GenBank genome assembly
AUGUAUUUUAAAGUUUUUUUCCUUUUAUUAAUCUUGCCAAUUAUUGUUCCUGCAAGAGUUCCGUAUAGGCGUGCUGCUACUUUGAAUGAACGUCAAGCUCUCAUCCGAUGCCCGCCAUGUCCGGGACCUACUGCUACUGCCUUUGUGGAAGCCCCAACGAGUACUGAGACUGUGACUGAGCGUGAAAUAAUCACCGAAAGUUGCCCAGAGCCUACUAGAACUGUGACAAUUACUAAACAUGAGAUAACUACUGUAACCAAAACCAAAACCAAAGUUCAAAAUCGUCCAGUAAUGAAUGAUGAUGCGGCUGUUGAAUAUUUAGAAAAAUUACAACGCGUGAAGGGAGUUUUUGAUCCUGUCUUUUAUGUUGAAUUAUGGAUGGCCGCUUUAACUGGAUUGGCAGAAGAAUAUGGCGAGUAUUCAGGUUCAGGAGGUCAUGCUCUUUUAUGGAAAAGUUUUGUACUAGUCAAGCUUCCUACAUUAAUCGAAAAGCUGGAAGCAAGAAAAUCAUCAAAACUUGGUGAAAAUGAAGAAAUUAAAUUUGGGCGUCAUGAAUGUGUGUUUAAUCAGUUGUCCGGAUUUCGAGGAUUAUUAAAUGCAUGUAAUCAGCCAGUGGAUGGAAUAAUUGAUAUUUUUCUUCAGGUUCCUGAUAUAUCAGCUGAUAUUUUGAAAGUAUGCUUUAAAAAGAAUCUUUUAAGAAGAGAAUUUGUAUUACGAAUAUUGGAACUCGAAUGGAGUGGAUUUAAUUCUAUGGAAACCGAUUCUUACGCUGGUAGCAUCCUAAAUGAUCCUAAUAGUGAUAUGAUAGAAAACCUUGUGUCCGCGGUUCCUACGCAUUUUUUGGAUCAGGAGUCAAGAAUAGAAACGAUAUUAAGGCUAAUAACAGAGUGGUGUAAUAAUCGAGAAUUACGACAUUUGUCAAUAUUAUGUCAUUUUCUUAGCGAAACUUCUGCCCUUCUUGAUAUUAUUCAUUUAUAUCGUCAUCCUUCUGAAAUUUUACAACCUUUCGAACAAUUGUGUAAUACAUGGGAAAGAUCUGAUGACGAUGACUUUGAGUCUUACCUUCAAGAUUGUGAAAGUUUUGGCACCAUAUUUCUAUUCUUUGUCAAUAUAAUUGAUAGAUAUGAGAAUCUUAAAGAUAUAUUAUGUGAUGAUAAAGGUUUUUGUCAUAUGUGGAUCCUUCAAUCAUCAGUGGUGUAUGAAAAGAGAUCCCUUACUAUGAAAAAGGCAGAUAUGGUUGAUUUUUGGGUCAAUGCGUUAUCUUCAAUUGAAGAUAUUCCUAAAGACCUUAUAUUGGCAACUAAUCCUCGAAUCCUAAUUGAGUUGGCACCAACAAUAUUCAAGCGAGCACUUGCUGGAAUUGACAAAGAUUCUGAAAAUUCUAAUGGAGUAACAUUUGAAACAUUGUCAACAAAUCUUGAAUUUUUUUUGAAACCUCAUUCAUCAUACGCAUUGGUUGGAGCUAUUCAAUGGUUAUGUGAUGAUAUUUUCUUUAAAGGCCAGAACACGAUUUCAUCAAAAGUCCUUAAAAUUUUGAUAUCAUCAAAAGAUUUUCCUAUUUCAGUUUCGAGAUUAGUAGCAAACAAAGUGAUGAACAUUUUAGAUAAUUCAUCAGGUAGUUUACCAUCUGUGGAAGAUAAUGAGACUGAUAUUAGACUAAAACUUGCCGCUGCAAGUAAUGAACCAGUAUUAUCAUCCUCAAAACAUUCACCUGAGACACUUUUUUCGCGUUUUUGGAUAAUGUUUAAAUCUAUUGUCUAUGGUGGACGUCAACGAAAAUCCACACCGGACAAUAUGAAUAUUGAAUAUGAUAUUGAAUCUCCUCAGACGGACUUAUCCUUAAAUCUGUCAUGGUGGGGACCACAUCAUUUAGAUAUUAGUUUGUUUCGAUCAUGUUUAGAAAUUCAUGGACCGAAAAUCUUUGUUGAUUUGAUUGUAGAGGAUAUACUUAAUACUAGUCAAAAAGGUGUUGGCUACCGAGCUGCCGAACUUGGUGCCUCAUUAAUUACAAUCCCUUUGUGUUACACAUGGAAUGCACAUCUUCAUCCAAACAAUCUCAUUUAUAUCUUUUUUUCGGAAGUGCUUGUUCGUGUACUUGACAAAAAGGUUACCUUGUAUGUACAAGGACAAGCUUUAGGUAUAAUGACUUUAUUCGUAUUAAUCACUUGGAACAUUCAGUCUAAUGCAUCAACUAAGAUCGGUGGGAAGGGUAUUUAUGAAGUCUUUAUUGAAUAUAUAUUACCAAAAUUUCAAAAUCAAAAAAAUGAUAAUGAAAAUGGUAUAAAUCAGCAUAAAGAAACAUGGAGUAAACUUAUGUAUGGACCUACAAGAGGAUUUAUUGAUAGUUUAAUCUCUAAUAAUGAUCUUAUUGAAGAAGUACCACAAUUGGCUGUGUUUAAAGGUUAA